AUGGGCAACAAGCUGUCCUGCAGUUGCGCUCCUCUUAUCAGAAAGGCAUAUCGUUACGAGGAUUCCCCAUGGCAGACCGGAGCCAGGGGUGGAAUCGGCGGCGGUGGAGGGCGUAGGGGUGAUACUGGCCACUUGCUCAGGUGCGGAAGCUUAAGAGAGAGGAAGAGGCUAUGGGCCGAAGUUUUCCAUGUGAGUGCCAGCGGAGCCGGGACUGUUAAAUGGCAGCAGGUCUCGGAGGAUCUAGUUCCUGUUAACAUCACUUGUAUCCAAGAUUCGCCGGAAUGUGUUUUCCACAUAACGGCAUACAACAGUCAGGUCGAUAAGAUUUUAGACGUGCGGUUGGUACAACCAGGUACGAGGAUCGGUCAAGCGUCAGACUGUUUUGUUUAUUGGAAGGAUACUAUGACAAACGAUACAUGGGGCUUGAAUUUUACUUCCCCCAUAGACGCUAAACAAUUUAGAGAAUGUUGCUCACCAUCGUUCAAGAUUUCAAGGAAAGCGUCCUCUUCUUACUCGUUGAAGCUCGAACCACCGAACAAGCAGAAAAUCAAGACGCGUCGAAAGCCAGUCUCUACUCCUGCAUCGCCUAGCAGAUCCAGAGAACCUCAGUGCACGUGUAUGCCCCCGGAACAAUUUGCCAGAUUACGAAAUCAAGACGCCAGAUAUCGAGGUUCCUGUAGUGCUUCGACGCUUCCAAGAACCAUGGUACGAUCAACGGAAAUAGAACCAGGCCGUGAGAAAAUAACGGCGGCCACAUCGAGCGCGUCGUUGUACGAUAAUGUUAACAACGCGAAUGCAACGCCAGGAAAAACGCCCAAGGGUAGCGAGACGAGUAAGCCGAAGGAGAAACAGAAUGAGACGUGUCAGACAACACCAAAGACCGCGAACGUUGGCAUUGGAACGGUUACUGUUGGAUCGCAGAUCGACAGUCCGGAAGAAAAAGGUUCGACGAUUUCACCAAAGAAGUCACAAAAAAGUCAAGACACAUCCACUCAACAGAACGGUAGUGAAACUUUGAAAUCCGAAGGGACGCAAGCAGGUGGUACGCUUCAAAAUAAAACCUUACGAAAGGAGCAGCUUCAUCACACGAAGUCGGCCGAUUACACAGAAAUGGAGAUGCAGAACGGUAACAUCUUCAAUAUCGUGAAUAACAACAACACCGGACGAAAAUUAAAGAGCAAGAGCACUGACGACAUGAGAAUCGAGAACGCACAGAAUGGCGGAAUCAGUUUAGAUUCUAAUACGCUGAAGAGAAUGUUGAAACCAAUGUCGAGCAUCGAUAGUCCCGUGACGUCACCCGAAAUGACGAGAAAGAGGCAUAGUCAUCAUAGCUAUCAUUAUCACCCGAGUAAUAAUAAUCAGAAGUAUGUUAUGCAGGAGGCAGAAAACGAGAAUUAUUCGCAUCCUUAUCGUGCGCCAUAUAACAACAAGUUUCAAGCUUCUAGAAGUGUUCACGACAUGGGUCAACAAUAUCCUGGCGGCAGAGGCAGGACGUACUUAGAUUCGGAACAUAAUCGGUGCACAGGUGAUAUGUCUCCGCCUUCGGAUAACGUCAUUUUCGAUAAUCAAUGUUACGCGACAACACCGAGUUCUUCCAAUGGUAACUCGGAUAUGGAACAACCGAAUCAUUGCAAUUCUCGUCGUUGCAACAUCGGCCAGACAUAUCAACAGCAAAAUAUGCAAUCGGUUUCGACACCUGGAAGCCCUACCAGCAGGCUUCUUUUAGAAUACGAAAGACAUCUGAGAAAUACUCUGGCCAAGGGCAUGGAUGCUGAAAGUUAUAGCUUGCGUACAUUCGAGGCUUUGCUGACUCAGAGUAUGGAGAACCUGGAAUUGGCUGAGAACAUCCCUUUGAACGUUCAACGCACACCGCACGUUUCGCGAAGACGAUUGAGUUCGAACAAAUCAUCGACGUUACCGCUGUCGUAUCGUUAUUGUAACGAGAGACAAAACAGCAAAGAUCGGGACGGCUAUUACAGCGAUCGAAACGAGAUAAUAAGGGAAAAGAGAGAACGAGAGGUGGAUCGUGAUCGCGGCUACCUCAGCGAUUACAAUUCUCGAUGCGCCAGCUGUAUCGGGGAAUCGGCACGUGCUCAGUGGUUUAGGCAUUCGGAUGGUUGGCAAUCCGGAAGUUCGACGCUCGGUUCAGGUGCAUCCAGUUCAAUAAAUCCAGGUUAUUCGAGUCAUAAAAGAGAAUCUCCAUGGGACUCAUUGCCCUCCUUGAGACACGAAGGGAGUCUCAACGAUAGCGGCUACAAGUCCAAUCGAACGGAUUCCUUGGAACAAAGAGGUACUUUUGACAGACAGGACAGCGUUCGUUCCGAUUAUAUGUCCGAUAGAGAUGGUAGAUAUGGAAUCGUUCAACAAGCAUCCUUGGAGAGCACGGACUCGAGGCUUUGUUACUUGACGUCUUCAGAGAUGUCGGACGACGACAGAAUGUCUCUUACGACCGCGGUCAGCGACGACGACGAUGGUGAAAGUGUCAUAAAUUCGCCCUAUCGAGGAAAACAAACUGGAACUGCUGCGGCUUCAUUCAAUUGCACCGGUGCAGUUAGGAAAGCAGGUUUCCUCAGCGUGAAGAAAUGGUUGUUACGUAAGAAGCAUCAAAUUGAGCUUGCAAGGAAAAGAGGCUGGAAGGGUUACUGGGUCUGUCUGAAAGGGACCACGCUUCUUUUCUACCCUUGCGAUUCGCAAGAAAGUAGAGCCAUGGAAGCGGCACCUAAGCAUUUAAUUAUCGUCGAUGGUGCUAUUAUGCAGCCAAUUCCGGAGCACCCAAAGAGAGACUACAUAUUUUGCCUGAGCACCGCUUUCGGCGAUGCUUAUCUUUUUCAGGCGCCGUGUCAAGUAGAACUCGAAAACUGGGUGAAUAGCAUACAUUCUGCCUGUGCAGCCGCAUUCGCUCGUCAUCGUGGUAAGACCGGGACUUUACAUCUUCUGCAGGAGGAGAUCUUUCGUUUGGAAAAGGCGAUAGAAUCGGAUCAUAAGAUGAAACACAUGGCCGAUCUUCAGCAAUCCGUCGUGUCCGACGUCGAGACGAAGCAACAAAUCAACAAUCAAAUAGUACAGUGGGAAGAAAAUCUGGAACGUCUUCAUUGCGAGCAAUUCCGUUUGAGAUGUUAUAUGGCCAGUUUGCAGAGCGGGGAAUUACCUAAUCCAAAGAGUCUACUGACACACGUAUCUCGCGCGACGAAGCAGACGUUGAACAAAUUGGGUGUCUUCACCGUGUCGUCCUUCCAUGCAUUCAUUUGCGCACGAAGUCCCUCAUUAUUGAACAAUUUGUUAGCCGGCCGUGGCGCUACCAAGAGAAGACCACCACUUUUAUCUAGGUCGAACAGCGGAUCUAGUCGAAGGUCACUCCAAAUAUCCUCUAGAGAUGAAGAGAAGACUGUUAAAGUAUCCGUGCCGGAUAAUCAGCUUGUUUCGGUUUUUCUACGCGAUGCUAUGACGGUAGAAGAAUUUUUAGCGAGUGCCUGUAACAGAAAGAAUCUCAAUCCGAUGGAACACUUUGUACGGGUGAAGAAACGACGUGACAUGGAGGACCACAAUUAUUUUGUACCACAUAGAACCGACUUGAUCGAAACUUAUUUACAUACGCACGAGAUCGUCGAGGUCUGCGCAAAGAUCUUGUAUCAGGUGGAAUUACAAAGGAACACCUUGGAACAAAUGUGGGGUUUCUCCGUGGAGGCCGAACUCAUCGAAAAUUCUGAUCGACAGGACGAGCUUUGCUGUUACGUUAGCAGAGUCGAAGAUAAAAGUGUGGCUAUGCAGAACGGCAUUAUUAAGGGCGAUGAGAUAAUGGUGAUUAACGGUGCAAUAGUAAGUGACUUGGAUAUGAUGUAUUUGGAAAGCGUUCUCCAAGAAGAAGUCGGUCUCUGUAUGAUGAUGAGAUCUUCGAGAACCGAACCACCGGAUCUUACCGGCAUCAUGAGAGUCACCGACGAUAUCAUCGAAAGUCUGGUUUGUCCUCCUCCACCUUCCGAUCCACCAGUCAUAAGCGAGGAAAUGAUAUCCGGCCUGAUAGUACCAGCUCCCGGAUGGAGCAAAGAAAGUCUCAUGCAAGAGUGUACGACGACCUCGCACAUAGAAAAUGGCAAGCAAACGUCAAGAACGAAUUCAUUCGAGAUUGAGAAUUUAUUAAAAACGGCGGAACAAGUAACGGGUAUUUGCCGAUCGCCCGGUGAGACCAGAAAGUCGAGUCCCACCGGAAGCGUCGUGAGUACGCAUUCGCAAGCAUUAACACCAAGUAGGCAGCUGAGCGACGCUGAAAAACUAAAGAAAGUGAUAUUAGAACUGAUCGAGACUGAACGAACUUACGUAAAGAAUUUAAACAAUUUGCUGGAAAACUAUUUAGAGCCCCUUAAACGCGAGACCUUCCUAUCGAACGCCGAGAUAAAUGCACUUUUUGGAAAUAUCCAGGAGAUAGUCACGUUUCAACGGCAGUUCCUGCAAAAUCUUGAUCACGCAAUUGAGAUGGAGACGGACUUUAACAGCUUUGACCAUCCUAGUCAAUUUAAGGGUGUUCUGUUUUCCAUUGGAAGUGCCUUCUUAUAUUACGUAAAUCACUUCAAGCUGUACAGCUCGUUUUGCGCCAGCCAUUCGAAGGCCCAAAAAGUUUUACAUCCAAACGAAGGAAAUCAAGCUUUACAAGAGUUUUUGCAAGCGAGAAAUCCGCGUCAGCAGCACUCCUCGACAUUGGAAUCGUACUUGAUAAAACCCAUUCAAAGAAUACUCAAAUAUCCGUUGCUUUUGCAACAACUUAGAAAUCUCACAGACGAGCGAAGCGAAGAGCAUCAACAUUUGAUAGAGGCCCUUAAAGGUAUGGAGAAAGUGGCGGAGCACAUUAACGAAAUGCAAAGGAUUCACGAGGAAUACGGAGCUAUUUUCGAUCAUCUCUUUAGGCAACAUCAAAAAUCUUGCAAACAGCCAAUUGAUUUGAGUCCUGGAGAUCUUUUGUAUUAUGGCGGUGUCGAGUGGUUAAACAUUUCGGACUUUCUUGGAAAGAUAAAGAAAGGCUUGGAAUUGCACGCCAUGUGUUUCGUUUUCAAAUCCGCUGUCGUGUUCCUGUGUAAGGAGAGAUUAAGACAAAAGAAAAAGCUCAUGGGAGUUUCCACGAAAGCGAAUUCCAGCGAGGUGGAAAUAAUUCGUUAUCAAGUUUUGAUUCCCGUUACCGAAGUUCAAGUAAGAGCCAGUUCAGCUAAAGAUAUGGAAUCGCAUUUCCUAUGGGAGUUGAUACAUCUCAGAAGUCAAUUACAGAGAAGAUCGGAAAAAGUAUAUGUACUUUCCAAUAGUACGACGGAAUUUAGAAAUGCGUUCCUAAAGACAAUUCGACAAAUCAUACGAGAAUCGGUCCGAAAUAUGAGCAUUCCUUCGACGAAACAAAAUCUAAAUCAACCACCGAUUACGAUCGCACCUCGUAUGUCGACUGGCCAUGUAGAAAAAUUUGAAAAGCAAGCGGCUCAGGUGCAAGGUCAAAAUGGCAAUGGUAACACGAUAGUAGCUACGGGAACGUUGUCGAAAAAAGCUAUAAAACAGCAAUUGUUAAGCAAUUCGCACAAUGCCAAGCGAAAGUACAGUCAUUCUAAGCAAUCGGUGGAGCAUGAGAGUUCGGAAGACAAAGAUAUGGAGGAAACAGCUAUAAGUCAACAGCAGAUAAUCUUUCGUACGAGAAGCAAGACCAUAAGCGAUACUUCAGGCGAAGUAAAAGUUGAAAUGGACUCGGGGACGAAGUCAGAAGGAGAAGAAGACUCUCAAGCUUUUUUAGGCGAGAAGAAGACUAAUCUGGGCCGUACACCAAAUCAUUUAACACUGAGCACUACUUCGACCAUUUCCGCAGGUAGUACUGGCAGCCAAGCCAGGCUCAUUCAGUCUUCUCAUCAGCCAGAGAAUUAUCAACCCAUUGCAGUAAAAGAGCUUGGUUCGCCAAUUUGGAAGCCCCGAGAAUUACCGUCGCUCGGGGAGGCGACGACGUUACCAAGAAAGGGUAAGUCGGCCGGCGAGUUCACGGACAUGACCUCGAGCCACAGCGCCUCACGGAAAUCUCUCAUAGAGAUCAGCAAUUGUGCUCAACAAUCUAAUUUUAAUAAUCACGUUUAAGUUUCAAACUAGUCAGGGACUAACUCGUUAAAUAAAGUAUCUGUUAAGUUCGAAUUAUCGAACGAACGAUUACUCUGCUAAUGCAUAAGGCCAGACGAUGACAAGUAAAAGGGUAGAAGAAAAGAGAAAGAGAGUAGAAGAAAGAGAAAAUGAGAGUGAGAGGCUGAUAGUAAAAAAGGCUAAGAAACACAUCAAGUUAUCACCAAGGUUAAUUAGCCUGUGAUUUAAUUAUGAAAUCUCGCUCGCCGCCCACGCGAUACUCAUAAACGAAACAAAACGAAGAGAAAAUCCGUUCCUCCUACUGCAAAAUGUGGUACACAUACUUCUUCCUUUUUCUCAUUUUGCUCUUCCAAGUAACAACAACGUUAUGUCGUCGGCCAUCUCUCAUCGUCAGUGCCGCACGAUCUUCGCCAUUCCCCCAAAAUACGUACGUAUUUUUACGUAUCACAGUUUACGCAACAUAAAAUGUCCGACAUUAUUUACCAUUAUUACACACGUAUUUGAAUAAAAUUCAAUUAGAAUUCUCGUGUUUGCAAUAAGAGAAAUCACGAGAAAAUAAAUCGGUCACUUUUUACUUUACGUCGACAAUUUCUUUGCUCGAUCGCGUUCAUAGAUCGUGUCACUCGCGAUCCGGUUUCUCUCCGUUUAUUGUCCGACGGCGCGUCCAUCCGUGAUACGGUAUCGUUGCCGCUCGAAAAACAUCAUUAACGUUAAUCACCGUGAACCGAAAAGUAUUCACGGGGAAUGUAAGAAGGAAGCGGAAUAUCAAGCGCCAGCGCGAUAAAUUAUUAGAGCGCGUAAACGCUCUCGCAUCGCAUGCGAGACUCUUUGUCGUCCCUUUUUCGUUUCCGCACCUACGUUCCUACGUAAUAUAUUACUCUGAUAGGGUAACUUCCUUUUUCAAUCGCCGUUAAAGGGAAAAAAGAAGAAAGAAGAUAAAAAAAAGACGAGAUAACACUUCCUUCCACUUUCACAAGUGUUUCUCCGCGUGGACGGCAAAGUGCAGAGCGUCAGCCGAUCGACCCUGUGUAUAUAUUGUAAUGAUGAUGAUGAUGAUGUCCUUACAAUUACAACUUAAUUAUUAUUAUCGUCAUUAUGUAUUUUGUCAUUAUUCUUACUACUUUUAUCAUCAUCGUCGCUAUCGUUAUUAUUUAUAAUUACUUAUUAUUAUUAUCAUUAUUAUCAUUAGUGUUAUUAUUAUUAUCAUAAUUAUUAGUAUUCGCCAUUGGCAUUAUCGUGAUCGUCGUCACGCCGAUGAUCAUUAUUAUUAUCAUUAUUAUUACACACUAUAACGAAGGACAAGUCUUAAAGAUCUGAGAAAAACGACGAUGUACCGAGUAAUUAUAGCGAUAUAAAAAAUCAAUUAA
Messenger RNA from Vespa mandarinia (Asian giant hornet), 7460 nucleotides. It is a transcript of the gene sif, whose product is annotated as guanine nucleotide exchange factor still life. Gene Ontology annotation, molecular function: guanyl-nucleotide exchange factor activity; protein binding. Gene Ontology annotation, biological process: activation of GTPase activity; small GTPase-mediated signal transduction. The record is from RefSeq and is a predicted model, not a curated record. Lineage: Eukaryota; Metazoa; Arthropoda; Insecta; Hymenoptera; Vespidae.